AUGGGAGAUUCUGAACAACAAGAUAUAGAAACGAUAAACUCUCAACAACAAGAAAUACAAGUAAACAAUGAAACGACAGGCUCUCAACAACAAGAAAAAGAAGAAAACAUUGAAAUACCAGAAUAUCAAGAAACUUCAAAAGUACAGAACAAAAAAGGAUGUUGUUCCUGCACACAAAGAGAAUGUGAUAAAUCGGAACCAAGUUUUUGUUCACUUCUUUCAUCAAUACCAGGGAUUGUUUCAAUUACUUGUCAAAUCCAAUUAUUAAUCUUUACAAAUGGAAUACUUAUUGGAAUAUUUGUUCUUUUCAUUAUUUCUACUGGUCAUUUAAUACUUGAUUCAACAAUUUCUAUUUGGUAUAAAAUUGUCUAUGGUUAUGUGAUGGUAUAUGGAUCAUUGUUAUUAAUAGAACUUAUUUAUUAUUUCAUAUUAUUUUCAAUUGAAUAUGUAUGCCGUUCACAUGGGUAUUUGUUUGGAGAUGAAAAGUCAAAUGACAAUGAAUCAAAAACAUGUUGUAAUGGAUGUAAUGGAAAUCGUUACUGUCUUAUUGAAAUUUUAAUAAGGGUUAUAGGAUUUAUAUUCCAUUACAUUGGGAUUAUUGCUCUAGUUUUUGGUGUAAUUGCUGGGUUAAUUGCUGGACUUUGCAUAACGAAAAAACAUGGAGAACCAAGUGUAUUAACUUAUAUGGGAUAUUGUUAUUUAUUGAUAGGAUUAAUAGGAAAUGCUAUUGCAUUUGUGGUUUUUGUCAUUGCAAAAUUUGUAUAUAAAUUAUUGUACUACAUAAGUAAUAAUUGCUCAUGUAAAUCAGAAGAUAAAAUGGAUAUUUGCAUUAAAGCAAUAAUUUAUUUAUUCCCGUUCUCAUUUAUAAUUAUAUGGAUUAUAAACCUGUUUGUUGAAUGUUGCUGUAAAUGUUGCUGUAAAAAAUGUUCAGAAAAAGCAACAAAAAUAACUAGCGGAAUUAUCGGAGUUAUCUUCGUCUUAUUCUUUAUAUUCUUUUUAAUUUUUGCAACUGUACAUUCACAUAAGAAUGAUGGGCAUAUUGGAUGGUAUUGGCUGAUAUUUAUUUUUCAUGGAUAUCUGGAUUUAUUCCAUCAAUUCCAGCAUUAA
This is a messenger RNA of Entamoeba nuttalli P19, 1107 nucleotides long. RefSeq lists its product as hypothetical. The transcript has a single exon. NCBI's taxonomy places the organism in Eukaryota, Evosea, Mastigamoebida, Endamoebidae. The record is from RefSeq and is a predicted model, not a curated record. Bases 1 to 1107 code for a protein of 368 amino acids.